AUGGCGCCCUCGUCAGCUUUGCUGCCACGCAGCGCACGCCGUCUCCGUCUGCGUCUGCGUCUCCUCCCUCAAGCACGGCAUCUAAGUGUGUCCCCGUGUCAAAUCUGUGCGCGUUCCACACGGCUGGCUCGCCUUCGUCCUCGGCCGCGAAACGAGCCGCAUGUUGCACGGCGACGACUCCUCUCGACAUCGACAAACCCGCGAACUGAGCUCGAAGCCACGCUUCUCGAGCUCCAGAAUCAGUCGCCCAAUCUUGUCAAUCUAUCCAGGCUGCAAUUGGCGAUCCAAGGCCUGCGACAAGAUGCAGGUACCGAGACUAUCCGCGUUGCUAUUAUAGGCCUCGCAAACGGCACCGAGGUUGAUACCACGGCGCGGAGAAUCUUACGCGCCUUGCUCGCGGAUCCACUGCAGGAAGAACAGCCGUGGGAAAAGGCCUUGGAGAACCGACACCAGAACAAACCGCUGAUUGUGCGAGUCGGCCCUCCUCAGAAACACGCCGUGUCUCUCGAGAUUGAAAAGGCGGUUGGCCUGGAUGAGAUGCAUGUCUCGUCUCCCGAGUUGGACGGCUACAAGCUCGAAUUCCUCCUCAUGGGGGCCGAUGUGCCGUACGGCGCGCCCGGCGAGGUCUCUAUCCAAGCACUCGAGGACGCAGUCCUGGUACCGACCGUCAACAUCCCGUCCGCAAAUGACAGGGUGUCGCCGAUUUCGACCCCUGUUCACCAGGCACUUCUUGUUGCGGACGGGCUGAUGGGCGCCGUCAGCGUGUCGGCUCUUCCCGUCUCCCGAACAGACGAGUCCAUCGCGGCGGUUGUUCAAAUCGCGGGCGUGACCAAGGAACAGCUCCAGGCCGCCUUUGACGUUGUGGACGUGUCGCUGGCCGACAAGGCCAUCAGCCUGUUUCGUCAAGGCCCGCAAAACGCCAUGGACUACGAACGACUGUGGUUCUCAAGCAAUCUGCCUGUCUUGCUGAAAUGGCUCAAGCUUGGGGCCAAGCCGGUCGCCGCCAAUGGGACGAAACCGGCUGUGCGAAGGCUCAUUGCCGCAGUGCUGCAGAGCGCCUCCUCGGAAAUACAGCUCGCCGAGGCAAGAAAAUUAUCCAAGGCACUGACGCUGCGGAGCGACGACCCAGCUGUGGCAGCUCUGAACAAGGACCUUGCCGACUGGGCACAAAACGCCCACUCCGAGCUGCGGGAUGAGCUGGAUCUCGCCUUUGGGGGUCGGCGAUGGCGCCAGCUGGGCUGGUGGAAGCUGUUCUGGAGGGUAGAUGAUGUCGCCAUGCUCACCAACGAGUUGCUCGGCCAGCGUUUCAUGCCCACGGCAGAACAGGAACUGGUUUACCUCGCCGGCAGAAUCGCCCAGCUGGGCGGCGCCUCGCCCGAGUACCCCCAACCCAAGUCGUCCGUGGAUGAUGCUACAAAGUCUGGAAAGCUCAGCCCAGGCGAACCCGCGCCCCCCUUGACUGCGACAUCGUCCUCCUCUCUUCCAAAGUGGCCUGGCCACAUUGCAUUCACUCGCCGCUACCUACAGAACGAAACCGUGCCAGCGCUGCAGUCCCUUGCCCAGCGACUCGUGGCCCAAUCCCUAGGCACGUCCGGCAUAACCACCUCCCUGGCCGCUCUUCUGUACCUGUCAUCGAUUGCGCCCACCAUUUACGAAGCGGGUGCCGUGGCCGCUUUGGGAAUCGUCUACAGCCUCGGAAGAUUACAGAAGAGGUGGGAUGCCGCGAGGACCUUUUGGGAAGGCGAAGUCCGCGAAGAGGGGCGCAAGGCCGUACGCGGAGCAGAGAGCAGCGCGGCCACGGUUCUAGAGAGCAACGCAAGCAAUGGGGCAGACGGUGUUGGGGACGCCAAGGAUUUGCAAACCACAAAGGAACUCGUGGCUAGGGCAGAAGACGCACUGGCUCGCAUGAAAUAG
Molecule: messenger RNA, 1914 nt
Organism: Metarhizium album ARSEF 1941
Lineage: Eukaryota; Fungi; Ascomycota; Sordariomycetes; Hypocreales; Clavicipitaceae
Exons: 1
Coding region: 1-1914 (637 amino acids)
Source: RefSeq, a predicted model, not a curated record